UCGCCCACUCAGUUUGGCCACAACUCUGAAUGCAAGCGCGCCGAUCGUAAACCGCCGUCUUCAGUGAAGUACAUUUCCUCAAAAAUUUCCUCCGUAUAUAUUUUGUGGAACCACAGCCUGGAAUUUGAAUCCACUUGCCAAUGACCGGAUAUUUCCUCUCUAAGAUUUGAAUUUUCAAAAUAGCUAUGAAUUUUAUAAUCCUUUUGACCACGGUUCUGCAAUUAGUCUUGGUGGUAUUGGCGCAGAUUCCGUCGUCUGCGGAAGGCAAAGGCAUUUCUGAUGGCAUUCGCCUGGUUAUGGAGAGGAGUUCCGGUAAUUUAGUACAUUUUCGUGCGUCUCGAGGAACUCUGGAGGAUGAGAAAGUCGCUUCCACAACAAAUGGCGACUCUCACCGCCUCAGGAACAAUCGUAAGCCGAACAAGUCGCAGGAGUACUUUCAGCAGGUGCACAAAUCGGGUUCUCGGAAACUAGUGGUUGCCGGAAAUAGCAGUGCAACAACACAGCACUCACAAACCAAACCCAAACAAGGCCACAAAAACACUGAUAAGCAGCAGCGUCAAGGAAUCAAGCAGCAGCAUGCAGCACAUAGCCAACACCACGGAGGCAAAAGGGCAGGACCCAAGGCGAAGACGUCAGAAAACGGGUCGACCUGUCGGUACGCUAAAAGCGCUUGGUCAGACUGCGAUGGCAAAACCAACAUGCGCACGCGAGUUUUAUCUCUACGGAAGGGAGAGCAAAACUGCUUGCCAACUCGGACUAUACAAAAGAAAUGCAAGAAAGGCUGUCGUUAUGAGAAGGGUACCUGGUCUCAAUGUAACGCUGGGCACAUGAUGAGGGAGGAUAAGUUACAAGCUGAGGCAGUCGGGGGUAGUGAUCAGAACUGCGAUCCCGUGCGUACUGUCAGCAAGAAAUGUAAGGAAAAUGGAAACUCGGGUGGAGGAAAACAUCACGGCAAAAAUCGUGGCACAAAAGAACGCAAGCAAAAGGAGAAGGGUACCCGACGAAUUUCGUCUCACGAUCAAUAAUCGUUUAAAAUUAAUCAUAUUCAAAAUAAAAAAAUCAUAAUCAUAUAAAACACACUACAAAAAGAUUCAAAGCAUUUUUUGGAUAUAUGUAUGUCAAAAAGUUUUGUAAAAACAUAUAAAACCUGGAUUUACUCAAAGCUUUUAAA
Molecule: messenger RNA, 1171 nt
Organism: Drosophila rhopaloa
Lineage: Eukaryota; Metazoa; Arthropoda; Insecta; Diptera; Drosophilidae
Gene: miple2
Exons: 5
Coding region: 186-1025 (279 amino acids)
Biological process (GO): mesoderm morphogenesis
Cellular component (GO): extracellular region
Molecular function (GO): heparin binding; growth factor activity
Source: RefSeq, a predicted model, not a curated record